Sabethes cyaneus is the source of this 5708-nucleotide messenger RNA. RefSeq names its product inositol polyphosphate-4-phosphatase type I A. The coding region runs from base 348 to 4508 and encodes 1386 amino acids. The record is from RefSeq and is a predicted model, not a curated record. Gene Ontology annotation, cellular component: cytoplasm. The transcript has 11 exons. Lineage: Eukaryota; Metazoa; Arthropoda; Insecta; Diptera; Culicidae. Gene Ontology annotation, molecular function: phosphatidylinositol-3,4-bisphosphate 4-phosphatase activity.
AAAAGGGAGCAGAAUUUUCUUCCUUCCGUAAAUUAAUACUUUUUUUGAGUAAAAAAUACCGUAUUUCGCUGCGAAAGUGUUUCGCAUUCGUUUGUACAAUCUGUGUUGAUUUAUUUCCAAAGUUUUUUAGAUAGAUUUGUUCUAUAAACGUCUCCUAAAAUGCACAAAUCGUGAAACCAGUCUCAGCCUUGGGAGCUGAGAAACGCCCAUAAAAGGGCAGCAACAUAAGCUGCUAAAAGCAGCAUCGAUCGAUAUUGAGGGCACCACGACGGAGUUGGCCUACUUUUCCGCAAAAAACACGGUGGACAGCCAGUGCAGUGGUGAAAAGGCCGGACAUUUGCCCCGGGAUGAGAUUCAACAAACAGGAACUGAUUACGUUGGCCACACAACCGAGCAACAAGUUCGACAAGGAAGGACCGCUCUUCGUGACGGAAAAGCAGGAAGGGUUCUUUCGCAAAACGGAAGGCGAAGAGCCGGCUAACAGCAACCAAACCAGCAGCGCCAGUAAGAAUCAUCCAAAGCGCAAUAAAUCGCUCAGUUGCAUUGGUGGUACCCAGAAAGUAAGUCUCGAAAAGUGGUGCCGACUGCGGGGAAACUUGCUGUUCUACUUCAAAACGAACGAUCCCUUUUCGGAGCCGCAAGGAUGCAUCGUGCUGGAGAAGUACAGCUGCGUUAAGCACUGCGAUCAGAAGGAGUACGACGGAUACGUGUUCUAUCUGGAGUUUGAAGACGGCUUGAGGCAGCGGUUCGCUGCCAACACCGACCAGGAGCGGCUCGAAUGGAUCCAGGCCAUCGGCCUGGCCGGUUACGACGUUAAGCGGGCUCAGCUGAAGUUCCUGCGCGAGCAGAUCGACAAAAAACGGGGCCUGGUGCACGACGUCGACGUGGACAUGCUGCGGCUGCAAACCGGCAAAGAGAUAGAUCUGGCCGAAAUUCCGAUCUGUGAGUCGGCCAUCUCGUGCGACAAUUUGCUGUGCGACGGGAAUGGCAAACCACCGAACCCAUCGGUGGUGGUUCAGGUCACAUCGAGCGCUCGUGCCGCCAGCGGUUGGGUGAAAUACGGCCGCACGGAAGUGAUCGAGCGAAGCUCGAACCCCGUCUUUAUAUGCACGAUAACGUUUCGCGCCGGCGAUGGGCUGAACGCGAAAUCGCUGAUUCGCUUUACGGCCUAUGACGUGCGGGAAAAGGUUACGCAAACGGCGGUCCCAAUCGGGUGGGCCGAGGUGGCGCUCGGUGUCAUAACCGACACGUCCCGGCUGAGGAUUCCUCUGCGUACGCAGAGCCCCUGCGGUGGGAAUGCCGGCUUCAUAACGAUUGCCAGUUGUGCGCCGGAUUUGGAGAAACGAACGCCUCGUUCACCGGCCAAAGUGCACGAACAUCAGCCGCAUUAUCAGCACCAACAGCAGCAUGCGAUCGGACAUCGACGUUCGCAGUCGCUACCGCCGAAGCUGGGCGUGAAGCUGUUCAUUCCGCCACCAUCCAAGGUGUCGCUGCUGUUCACCAAUCCGAGUAUCCACACCUACCGGCUGCACUCGGGACUGGGCGGGGACAUCAGCGUACAGGAGCUGAUGCUCGAAAGUCAACUGUGCUACAUAAUCCCUCAGCAGUUACUCUCGAUCUGGAUCUACCGCGAGAAGGAACUGCUGCAGGAAAUCUCCGGUAUGGGCGAACUGGGCGGCGAGUGGCGCCAUCGCCAGAUGGAGCUGCUCGAUAAGCACCUGAAGUUGCUGAAAGAUUACUCCCAGGCGAAGCAGUUUCUUGCCCAGCAGCAACAGCAGGGCAAGUGCUUCAAGGCGAGCUGCAAGAAGAAGGACGAAACGUUGGAGUUUGCUCCGGUUAAUCUGCAUCUGCAGCGCAUGUGGGCUCACAACGAUACGCUGAAACGGGCCGGCGUGCUGGACGUCACGACGGUGGGCGCGUUCACGCGCCACGCCGGAAAGUCCAAAACCGGGGGCUUGCUGAAGCUGUUGCAGCAAAUUAACGAUGCCAGUGCCAAAGAUAAUGGGAGUAUACAACGGGUAGCGGCGGCCAACGAUGCCGUGCAGGCCAUCAAACAGUUACGGAAGGAGAUUGUCGAAAUCAUGUCCCAGCUGCUGUAUCUGGCGAAGUCAAAGAAUCCCAAAGGGAUGCUUCCGUUGUGCAAUGAAAUGAUGACCAAAACGCGAGCUUUACUCAACAUCUGGGAACCGACGCUGGUGGAGGAAGCCUUCGGCUUCAUCGAGCGGCAUCGGAUCAUCGAUGAACAGCAGGCGCAGCCUGCAGAUGGUACCGCCCCAGGCGGCUCGGUUUCGAUGUCUCCUUUCCGGAAAAUAACCCAACAGUUAGGCGCUCUGGAUUUGAAAAGUCCCGAACUGGAGGACUUUUCCACUCCGAUGGGUCCGGCGCCGGAUCUUUGGCCUCAGGUAAGAACCAGCAAGUCCGGUGUGCUGGGAGCUUUCGGAAGCAGCACAAAAACGAAGUCGCCCUCUUCGGUCGACAUCAGUGCCAUCGCCACCAUCCAGAGCACCUUCAAUCAGAUGAGCAAAAGCAAAUCGAAGGAGUAUCUGAUGUCCUGCUCGCUGCCGGCAGCUUGCUAUCUGCCGACGGAGCAACCCGUCUCGAAGAAAGCAACACCGACCGCCGAAGCGUCGACGGCUUCGGAGGAUUUAAGGUUCAGCGAAACUCAUUUCGAUGUGAAUGGCGAGGUGACAACUUCCACUCCGGAUUGUUCGGUUAAAUCACCGGAGGUGGAAAAAGGCGAAGAAGCUCUGCAGGAUACAGGUUCUCGGUUGGCACUUUCCGCCAACCAGCUGCUGGAGAACAAAAAUGAGCUACUCUCGAAUGUGUACGACGAGAAUGGCUAUCUAAUCGAGAACACUGCCAUCGUUCUAGGCCAUAAUGGAGCUUUUCUGGACACGAAGGUGAUGAGCUCCAGUCCGUCGGCUAAUUACUACCGACCGACGGAGGAGCCCGAGCCGCUGGAUCUGACUCAGUUGAAUAUCGAAGCCAGUGUUAUGUGUUUGGUCAGUAAGGUCAAGUUUCUCUGUGGACGGUGUGGCAGUCCGGCGGUUCGCUUGAGGCAACCGAAGUCCUGUGGUUCGUCUAUUAAAUCCUCUCGGACUGUACCGCCGUUCGCGGCGAUGCCGCCGGAUGUCGUAACGAGCCAGCCCCUUUCGUUGCCGUACGCUGCCGAAGGAUUGGAAAUUCACGAACCCGCGCCGGCGGCGAUGUCCGUUUCGUUGAGUAACGUUCUGCCGAAGGAUUUGCUUCCGGGACCGUCGGGCAAGCCUCCCCUGUGCAGUAAAGAUCUGAACCUGGCGCUAACGCAGGCCGUCGGAGAGGUUACUCGGAAGGUUAAGAAGGGCAACAAAUUCACGGACGGGUUGGAUCUGUCGUUAACCACCGACUGGGCUUCCGAGCUGCGGCCAUCGAUGAAGAAACUGCGACAGGCCAUGGAUGGGUUGCUGAAAACGGCACGACUUAUGCACUCCGUGCAGCGGCUACAGCAGGACAUGAAAAAGAACUCCACCGUACUGGCCGUCAUGUACCGGCGAGAUGUUUGCUUCUCGCAAGCUUUGACGGCGCUGGUUUCCGCCCUGAUGGCUAAACUGUGGGGUCAAAAUGUAACGGAAAACUAUAUCAGCUUGUUGUGCAAUUUGGGCCCGCUGGCGUACUUCGAGGGACUGCUUUCGCUGUACGGCAGCGAGACGGACAUGUGGGGCGAUAUGAGCGUUGCCGUCGGCGAUUUGGCGACGGUGAAUUUUACGCUGGUUCGCAGUAACAUUCAGCGGGAUUCCAAGGCUAUGCCGGUGCCGAGGGUCGUCGGCUCGCGGCAAUCGCUGUCCGUUCUGCUGCCCGUUCCGGAGUCCGUUUUCUGCCAUUUGCCGACGAAGGAGGGCGUCAGUUUUAAGGUCACACCGGUGUUCUUCAACAUCGGCAUAAACGAGAAGGCAACGCUGGCGGAAACGCUGGGCUACACCAAGGAGCAGCACCGGUCCAACUGGGACAACUACGAUCGGCUGAAGCACUACCACAUCCGGUACAAGAAAAUCCCCUUCAACUUCAUCAACCCGUCCUGCUCGGCGGCGUUGGAUACGCCCACCAAAACGGGCCUGGCAACGACUCCUCAGAAGGAAGUGCUGGUUUCGGAACGGUCCGUCGUAAGCCUGCUGAACGAAAUGGAAGAUCAGCUGAAGCUGAACUGCUCGAAAAACUACCGAAUCCUUACGCUGGCCGAGGACGUUACGCGGUCCGUGCAGGGUCUACGGUUCACCUCCUGCAAAAGUGCCAAGGAUCGGACGUCGAUGGCCGUCACGAUGGAACAGUGCCGGGUACUGCAGCAGGAGUUCCACCUGUCGGCCGGAAACCUGCAGAACGUACUGGACACGAUGCGAAGCGAGGGCACCCGGUCGGAUAAUACGAUGAAAAACAUUGGCCUUCGGAAGUAUGCCUUCAAUCUGCCGCAGGUUCUGUCGCUACCGCAGGCCUAUCGACCUCCGGCUGGCGCCUACGGUAAGGCCCAGUCCUAAGCGAAAGUGUCAAUUUCCAGUUGAUUUUUGAAACCAUUAAUCAACCACAAGGAACAAGUCUUUGUUUUUUUUUACGUAUUUUUGUUCAACUUUUACACCAAGGAAGAAGAUAUAAUUUAUGUGUUUACUAAUAUCGUUUCAUUAGGCCACUAACGAGUGCGAGGUUGGCAGUUGUAAACUUUAAGUACUUUACUAAUUGUUGUUGAUGUUUAUGAAACGUUUGCCUAUUUAUUAUUAUUGUACUUAUAGUAUAGCGCUUCCGCGAGGGAAGUCUCCUCAGUUGCAUUAUAUACAACACUUAAUAAUUGCCACUCUAGGCGUUGCUCCAACCCCGAUUGGCUAUGGAAUAUCUUGUAGGAAACCUAUUGUAACAGACUGACAUUGUUAAAAGUAUUAAGCAUAAAGAAAAGGUAAUUUUCUCUACUUAUCAUCAAAAUCAGAACACAUUGACGACCGACGAGAGUUGCACAAAUUGGAACUAAAAACUUAAGCCCAAUACCAAAUGAGUUUGUUUUCUUCCACGACAAGACGCUCGGCCAUUCGUGAUUUUCGUUUGGCUUUGCCAACUAAACAAUAAGGGUUUUUGAAUCUAAUCCAGUAAACCGUAUAGAUGUUUAUGCCACUAAUCUGUACCAACAGACUUAACCAAAACGAAAAGGAAUAAAUGAAGAAGAAAAAAACUUACCUACACAUCAAAUUACUAACCGAUAGACUUUUGGGCGAUAGUCAUUUAGCCUUUAAUCUUUACCCCGGAAGAAAUACAGCAGCUAACUAUAACUAAUUGAAUUUGCGAUUCCGUUUAGCGUGAUAAUCCUUAUUCUCAAAGCAUGUGCCAAAUUAUACGUUCCGCCUAGUAGAGAGGAAACCAAACAGCAGACAUGAUUUUUGAUUCGAUUAAGGCAUUGUUAAACCGUCGCUUGUUCGCACUUUUUUUUUUGACUAAUCUUUCAUCUACUAAACGAAACAGGGUGUUUACAAAUACGCACAUCAAAAUUGGGACAAAUAAUUUUAUCGUAAUUUCGUAACAACCACCCUGAUGCCCAUAUUACUGUUAUCGUUAUCGCGAAAUUGUCCGGUUUUCAACAGACACACACAAAUUCAAACACAGCGACGCGAACCUAAAGGAAUGCGGUUAUCGAAUUAGCCUAAUAAACCUAACUCUUCGGGUCAAAAUAAAUCGUAUAUCAAUACCAACUACAA